AAGUGUAUUCUGCCGGCCUCUCGCGAGGUUUCGCGGUGCGGGGCCUAUGCGGAUCUCAGGCGCCGCACAGCCACGGCUUGAAGUUGGGAAUCCACCGUACAUUCACGGGCUGCGAGCGGCUGUACCGGCCUCAGCAGGUUAUGGCUGUCUGGUGUGCAGACUGAAGAAUUUGGUUGAGUGGAAAUCUUUAGUGUGGGAUGGCUACACGGCCAUACCCUUAUGAUAGUAAUUCUAGUGAUCCAGAAAAUUGGGAUCGUCGAUCUCACAACAGACCUCGCAGACUCUAUAAGCACUCCAGCGCUCCUUCACGCGCACCAAAGUUUGGGGCCCGAAUUAGCAAAAUGAGCCUCCACGCAGCUACUGGAUAUGAGCGGUCGCGGGAUAGGCGCAGGUCAAGCGAUCGAUCACGUGACUCGUCGCAUGAACGGACAGAAGGGCAGCUCACACCUUGUAUCAGGAAUGUUACUUCACCGACCAGACAGCAUCAUGGUGACAGAGAAAAAGAUCAUAUCUCUACUUCACGGCCCAGUAGCCCUCGUCUUCAGAAGGCUUCCCCAAACGGCUCUGGUAUCAUUGGCAACCUCAGCCGGAAUUGCAGCCAGUCCAGUGUUGAUGGAACUUGUAAAUCAGGAGGAGAGAUGGUUUUUGUGUACGAAAACCCAAAGGAAGGAACUCGAAGCGUGCGCACUUCAGAGCGAGUGACGCUCAUUGUUGACAACACCAGAUUCGUUGUGGAUCCAUCCAUCUUCACAGCACAACCGAACACAAUGCUGGGCAGGAUGUUUGGAUCGGGCAGAGAGCACAACUUCACACGUCCGAAUGAAAAGGGAGAGUACGACGUGGCAGAAGGAAUCAGUUCUACUGUGUUCCGAGCUAUUUUAGAUUAUUACAAGACGGGGAUCAUCCGCUGUCCAGAUGGGAUCUCGAUUCCCGAACUGAGGGAAGCCUGUGACUACCUCUGCAUCUCCUUUGACUACAGUACCAUCAAAUGCAGAGAUCUCAGUGCUCUAAUGCAUGAGCUCUCCAAUGAUGGUGCCCGCAAGCAGUUUGAAUCUUACCUGGAAGAAAUGAUUCUUCCACUGAUGGUGGCGAGUGCUCAGAGUGGCGACCGAGAAUGCCAUAUUGUAGUCUUAACAGAUGAUGAUGUGGUCGACUGGGAUGAGGAGUAUCCACCACAGAUGGGAGAAGAAUACUCACAAAUAAUUUACAGUACCAAGUUAUACCGAUUCUUCAAAUAUAUUGAGAACCGUGAUGUAGCUAAGACUGUGCUGAAAGAACGAGGACUGAAAAAGAUCAGGCUGGGUAUUGAAGGUUACCCCACGUACAAGGAGAAGGUGAAGAAAAGACCUGGGGGCCGGCCCGAGGUCAUCUACAACUACGUGCAGCGCCCCUUCAUCAGGAUGUCCUGGGAGAAGGAGGAGGGUAAAAGCCGCCACGUUGACUUCCAGUGUGUGAAGAGCAAGUCUAUCACCAACCUGGCGGCAGCAGCGGCAGACAUCCCCCAGGACCAGCUGGUGGUCCUGCACCCCACACCACAGGUGGACGAGCUGGACGUGCUGCCCAACCUGCCGGUCAACAGCAACAACGAAGGUGAGCUGGAGCCCCCGCCCCCGGCUGUCUGAUGCCUCGCAAGGAGGAGGAGGAGGAGGUGGGUUGCUGCCAGAGACCCCAGAGCAUGCCGUUGCUGAAUGACAUCCUCGUCAUGCAUUUACCCGUGCGAGAGAAAACGUGCGUCAACGUCUUACACUAAUAUGAACUUGCGGCGUAACCAAGUUACAGCUUGUAUUUUCCAAACACCAAGGCCGAAAGCUGAUUGCUUUUGUUGCCAGGAAGAGGAGUGAGAGCGUGAUGUAUUUGUUUCUUCCACAUUCUUAUUUUUAAAUGCACAAUGUUAUUUAGAAAAGGCUAUUGCAAUCUGGGUGCUAUGUACCGGGGGAAUGGCUUUGACCUGUAAUAUUGUGUUUGAAAAACCACGUGUUCUGUGAAAUGCAUUAAAUUUCUGCAGAUACAGCAUGGGGCAAAGUGAUCUCUAGACUCCGUGCACUAAAUUUACCCUGGUGGUUUGAAGCAUUUGUUCUUCGGGCAUAGUUGGUGGGGAUGGUGGGUUAUAGAGCAGAUAUUUCUAGGUAUUGCUGUGUUCAGAGGAGUGCUGCUCCAUGAAACUAUUAUUAAGUUUAAUUUCUUGAAAUAUAUGUACAUGUUGCAGGAGUGUUCUUUGCAUUUCUAACAGCUGAGGAAUGAUUAUAUAAAUAAACGUCUCAAGCAUU
Hypanus sabinus (Atlantic stingray) is the source of this 2267-nucleotide messenger RNA. RefSeq names its product BTB (POZ) domain containing 10b (gene btbd10b). The coding region runs from base 198 to 1622 and encodes 474 amino acids. The transcript has 9 exons. NCBI's taxonomy places the organism in Eukaryota, Metazoa, Chordata, Chondrichthyes, Myliobatiformes, Dasyatidae. Gene Ontology annotation, cellular component: cytoplasm. Gene Ontology annotation, biological process: positive regulation of phosphorylation. The record is from RefSeq and is a predicted model, not a curated record. Gene Ontology annotation, molecular function: protein binding.